Messenger RNA from Darwinula stevensoni, 633 nucleotides. The record is from the annotation of a GenBank genome assembly. NCBI's taxonomy places the organism in Eukaryota, Metazoa, Arthropoda, Ostracoda, Podocopida, Darwinulidae.
AUGAUCAUGAGCUCGUUCUUGAUGAGCUCGGCAGCCUCGCCGUACGUGCAAGAGCCCAAGUUCCCGCCGACCGAGGAAUAUUCGCAAAGUAGUUACAUUCCCAAUCAUGGAGCGAGUGAAUACUACCAUCAUCAGGGAGGAUACGGAUACGCGAGUGCUCCAGUGCAUCAUCCCCACCAUCACCCGCAAUAUCCCCGUGAUAACAUGGGAUACGGAGGUCCUCCGGCACCGGUCCAAGGAUACUAUCAGCAACCAUGUGCCAUGCCGUUGUCGCAGCCGUUGCCGGGGCACGUCGCCCCGAGUGUGGGUGUCCCCGUGGUGCAAACUCAGAGUCCCAUCUUGGGACACCGAUCCCCGGUCUCCUCGCCCCAGCCCCCGUACACGCCAAACAGUGCGAAUCUAAGUCAGCAACCGCCCCAGCAGCAACAGGGCGGUCUGCAGCAACAGUCUUGCCAUUCGGGGACCACACCGCCGAUCCCCGAUUGCUCUCAGGCCCAACAGCCGGGUUGCCAGCAGGCCGGAGAGGAUUCGGAUUCCAGUGGAUCUCAACCCGUCAUAUACCCAUGGAUGAAGAAACUCCACGUCGCCGGUGCUGGUAAGUACCUACGAAAUUACCCAAAAUUCGUAUUUUAG